This is a messenger RNA of Striga asiatica, 645 nucleotides long. NCBI's taxonomy places the organism in Eukaryota, Viridiplantae, Streptophyta, Magnoliopsida, Lamiales, Orobanchaceae. The record is from the annotation of a GenBank genome assembly.
AUGGUGCGUCUGGACACAAGGAUCGCACCUCCAAAAAUUCCAAACAUAUGCUGCCAACCACAGAGCAUAUCAGCAGCUAGGAGACAGCUGUCGAAGUUUGACCUCACUUACACUCCUUUCCAAAGUCAAAUCUCGGCCCUCGAUUCCAAAAAUGCCCCCCUCGUCCGCCACGUACACCACGAUCCCGAUCUCCGGCGUCGACGUCAUUUUUCGAUCGACGCAGAACCUGUCCGCCAGCCUCUCCCGGUGCCGCCCCUNAUCACCGCCUGUGCCGCCGUCUCCCUCCUCGGCUCCCCGAUCGCCUUGUUACUCAUCGGCUUCGUCUACUUCCUCUGGCUGAUCCUCUACUUUUUCCGGGAAGAUCCGCUCCUGGUUUGGGGCCACCACGUCAGCGAUUGGGCCGUGAUUUUGGGCAUCGUCUUGAUCUCCAUCGUGGCCUUCUGGAUCACGGGGCCGCUCAACAGCCUGUCCAUUGGCGUGGGCCUCGGCCUGUUUAUCUCUGUCGUCCAUGGAGUGUUGAGGAAUCCUGAAGGCCUCUUUCUGGACGAGAACGACGCCGUUUCGAACGGAUUGAUUGUCUCCACUUCGAAGCCGACUGCUUCCGGUAUUCCAAGUGGUGGAAUUCCGUUUAGCCCGCCGGUGUAG